AUGCCUAGGAGAGCCGGGAGCGGGCAGCUGCCGCUACCCCGGGGCUGGGAGGAGGCCAGGGACUACGACGGCAAGGUCUUCUACAUUGACCACAACACCAGGAGGACCAGCUGGAUCGACCCCCGGGACAGGUUAACGAAGCCCUUGUCAUUUGCUGAUUGUGUUGGGGAUGAGCUGCCGUGGGGAUGGGAAGCAGGGUUUGACCCUCAGAUUGGUGUCUACUACAUCGAUCACAUCAACAAAACCACGCAGAUAGAAGAUCCAAGAAAACAAUGGCGAGGGGAACAGGAGAAAAUGCUCAAGGACUAUCUCUCAGUGGCUCAGGAUGCACUCAGGACACAGAAGGAGCUGUACCAUGUGAAGGAACAAAGACUGGCUUUGGCCCUAGAUGAAUAUGUACGAUUAAAUGAUGCCUAUAAGGAAAAGUCAAGUUCUCACACAAGCCUAUUCUCAGGAUCUUCAUCCAGUACUAAAUAUGAUCCUGAUAUUUUAAAAGCUGAGAUCUCCACUACACGAUUAAGGGUAAAAAAGCUGAAGAGAGAACUCUCACAAAUGAAGCAAGAACUGCUCUAUAAAGAACAAGGCUUUGAAACAUUGCAACAAAUCGAUAAAAAAAUGUCUGGAGGCCAAAGUGGGUAUGAACUUAGUGAAGCCAAAGCCAUUCUAACUGAACUGAAAUCUAUCAGAAAGGCAAUUAGCUCAGGAGAAAAAGAAAAACAAGAUCUGAUGCAGAGUCUUGCUAAGCUGCAGGAGCGGUUUCAUUUGGAUCAGAACAUUGGCAGAUCUGAGCCAGAUUUGAGAUCAAGUCCUAUGAAUUCUCAUUUAUCUCUCUCCAGACAGACCCUUGAUGCCGGGUCACAAACAAGCAUUUCUGGAGAUAUUGGAGUGAGAAGUAGAUCGAAUUUAGCUGAAAAGGUCAGGCUAAGCCUACAGUAUGAAGAAGCCAAAAGAAGUAUGGCCAACUUAAAAAUUGAACUGUCAAAGUUGGACAGUGAGGCUUGGCCAGGGACGCUAGAUAUUGAGAAGGAGAAGUUGAUGCUGAUUAAUGAAAAAGAAGAACUUUUGAAGGAACUGCAGUUCGUCACUCCGCAAAAACGCACACAAGAUGAAUUGGAACAUCUGGAAGCUGAAAGGCAGAGACUAGAGGAAGAGCUGCUGUCCGUGCGGGGUGCACCGAGCCGGGCUCUGGCUGAGAGAUUGAAAUUGGAAGAGAGAAGAAAAGAACUGCUACAGAAACUUGAAGAAACUACUAAAUUAACUACUUACUUGCAUUCACAACUUAAAAGCCUCUCUGCCAGCACGUUGUCCAUGUCAUCUGGGAGCAGCCUGGGUUCCUUGGCAUCCAGUCGGGGCUCGCUGAACACCUCCAGCAGAGGGUCUCUCAACUCCCUCAGUUCCAGUGAGCUCUACUUCAGCAGUCAGGGUGAUCAGAUAGAUGUGGAUUAUCAGUAUAAACUGGACUUCCUUCUCCAAGAGAAGAGUGGUUACAUUCCUUCCGGACCUAUCACUACCAUCCAUGAAAAUGAGGUGGCCAAGUCCCCCAGUCAGCCUGGCCCAAGUGGACUCUGUGGGGUGGCAGCUGCAGCAGCUGGCCACACUCCCACCCUGACUGAGGCCCCCAAGUCUGUGACAUCCCUAUCUUCAAGGUCCUCCCUUUCUUCCUUGUCGCCUCCUGGCUCUCCUUUGGUCUUGGAAGGCACGUUUCCCAUGUCUUCUCAUGACUCCUCUCUUCAUCAGUUCACUGCUGACUUUGAAGACUGUGAAUUGAGUAGCCAUUUUGAAGACAUUAGCCUUGGUGAAAAUCCCAUACUGCUCGAUUCAGAUUCAGUAGGAGCAUCCCAGUCUCUUUUAGAGGACAAAGACCUUAAUGACUGUGCUGGGGAGCCAUUAUAUGAAGGAACUACAGAUGUGGAAAAAUCAUUACCAAAAAGAAGAGUAAUUCACUUGCCUGGGGAGAAAACUGCUUGUGUGUCGGCUGCCGUGUCUGAUGAGUCUGUGGCUGGAGACAGUGGGGUCUACGAAGCCUCCAUGAAACAGCCUAGUGAAAUCGAAGAUGUUCCAUUCAGUGAAGAGGAUGUUGCCACUGUGGAGACAGCCCAGGUGCAGAUAGGACUCAGAUAUGAUGCAAAAAGUUCAAGUUUCAUGGUGAUUAUAGCACAACUACGAAAUCUUCAUGCCUUCUUGAUACCUCAUACUUCGAAGGUGUAUUUUAGGGUUGCUCUUCUUCCCUCCUCAACUGAUGUCAGCUGUCUAUUUCGAACAAAAGUCCAUCCACCCACAGAAUCUGUGCUGUUCAAUGAUGUGUUCAGAGUAGCCAUUUCCCAAACAGCUUUGCAGCAGAAGACGUUAAGAGUUGAUCUUUGCUCUGUCAGUAAACACCACAGGGAAGAAUGCUUGGCUGGAACUCAGAUCAGCCUGGCAGACUUACCAUUUUCUAAUGAGAUUUUCACUCUGUGGUAUAAUUUGCUUCCUUCCAAGCAAAUGCCUUGCAAAAAGAAUGAAGAAGAAAAUGAGGACUCUGUAUUUCAAUCAAACCAGCCAUUAGUAGAUUCAAUAGACUUGGAUGCAGUAUCAGCCUUACUUGCAAGAACCUCAGCUGAACUAUUGGCUGUGGAACAAGAAUUAGCACAAGAAGAAGAAGAAACAGGGCCAGAAGAACAGAGGGGUCCAGAAGGAGAUUGGUUAACAAUGCUAAGAGAGGCCUCUGAUGAAAUUGUGGCUGAAAAAGAAGCUGAGGUUAAAUUGGCAAAGCACAAUAGCUGUAUGAAAGACUUAAGUUCAUGCACUAAUGUGCCGAAGAUGGAUGAAGGCGAGUGGAGGAAAGAAAAUGAGGUUGCCAAAGACUGUAGACAUCAGCCACCCGCUGGAGUACCCACCCUGGUUGACAAAGAGACAAAUACUGAUGACGCAGUUAAUGAGAGUAUGGCAGUUCGCCCCAAAGACCGCAGCAGUCUGAGCUCUCAACAGCAUCCGUUUGUGAGGAGCAGCAUGAUAGUGCGCUCACAGACCUUUUCUCCAGGCGAGCGAAGCCAGUACAUUUGCAGGUUAAAUCGGAGUGACAGUGACAGUUCAACCUUGGCUAAAAAAUCACUGUUUGUGAGAAACUCCAGUGAACGGUGCAGUUUGCGGGUCAAAAGGACGGUUUGCCAGCCAGUCCUCAGAAGGACAGCCCAGGAAUGCCCAGUACGCACAUCUCUAGACCUAGAACUGGAUCUUCAGGCCUCUCUUACCCGCCAGAGUCGCCUCAAUGAUGAGCUACAGGCUCUGAGGGGCCUUCGGCAAAAGCUGGAAGAACUGAAAGCUCAGGGAGAGACUGAUCUUCCACCAGGUGUGCUGGAGGAUGAGCGAUUCCAGAAGCUCCUGAAACAAGCUGAGAAGCAGGCUGAACAGUCAAAAGAAGAACAGAAACAAGAUUUGAAUGCAGAAAAAUUGAUGAGGCAAGUCUCCAAGGACGUGUGUCGACUUCGGGAACAGAGCCGGAAGGUGCCUAGGCAGGUGCAGUCCUUCAGGGAGAAGAUUGCCUACUUCACCCGAGCGAAGAUAAGCAUCCCGUCCCUGCCAGCUGAUGAUGUGUGACUUCAUG
Messenger RNA from Marmota flaviventris (yellow-bellied marmot), 3583 nucleotides. RefSeq names its product WW and C2 domain containing 2 (gene Wwc2). Gene Ontology annotation, molecular function: kinase binding; molecular adaptor activity. Lineage: Eukaryota; Metazoa; Chordata; Mammalia; Rodentia; Sciuridae. The record is from RefSeq and is a predicted model, not a curated record. Gene Ontology annotation, biological process: regulation of hippo signaling; regulation of DNA-templated transcription; negative regulation of organ growth. Gene Ontology annotation, cellular component: cytoplasm.